AGCCCACCCUGACCCCACAACUCUCUCUUCCCCUGCAGGUCAGCCCAAGGUCUCACCCACCGUCCACCUCUUCCCGCCAUCCUCUGAGGAGAUCUCCACACUGAACAAAGCCACCCUGGUGUGUCUGCUGGAGAACUUCUACCCCCGUGCCGUGACAGUGUCCUGGAAGGUCAAUGACAAACCCGUCACCAGUGGUGUGGAGACCAGCCUGGCCCAGCGACAGACCAACAACCAGUACAUGGCCAGCAGCUACCUGACGCUGAGUGCCAGUGAGUGGAAGGCGAGCAACUCUGUCGUCUGCGAUGUCAAGCACGAGGCUGGCAACGUGGAGAAGACCGUGAAGAGAUCUGAGUGCCCCUAA
Messenger RNA from Acanthisitta chloris (rifleman), 361 nucleotides. It is a transcript of the gene IGLL5, whose product is annotated as immunoglobulin lambda-like polypeptide 5. Gene Ontology annotation, biological process: positive regulation of T cell activation; peptide antigen assembly with MHC class II protein complex; immunoglobulin production involved in immunoglobulin-mediated immune response. The annotation marks the transcript as partial. The record is from RefSeq and is a predicted model, not a curated record. The transcript has a single exon. Lineage: Eukaryota; Metazoa; Chordata; Aves; Passeriformes; Acanthisittidae. Gene Ontology annotation, molecular function: MHC class II protein complex binding. Gene Ontology annotation, cellular component: MHC class II protein complex.